Daphnia pulex (common water flea) is the source of this 1045-nucleotide messenger RNA. Its product is annotated as phospholipid phosphatase 5-like. Gene Ontology annotation, molecular function: phosphatidate phosphatase activity. Bases 84 to 893 code for a protein of 269 amino acids. The transcript is spliced from 6 exons. Gene Ontology annotation, biological process: phospholipid metabolic process. The record is from RefSeq and is a predicted model, not a curated record. Lineage: Eukaryota; Metazoa; Arthropoda; Branchiopoda; Diplostraca; Daphniidae.
GGCAUCGUCGUGGCACUUUUCGCAUGUAAACAAAUUUUGGACUUUCUGACAGUUCUGUUUCAGUCAACUGACAAGUGAAUGUCAUGAAGAGCACUGCAUUUCGGAAGAGAUUCAUGAAACAUCAGCAAUUAUGGAUUGAAGUUGUUGUCAGAAUUUCCUUGGUUAUUAGUUUUGUGUUGAUGGAAAAACUCCAGCCAUUUGAAAGGAAAAUACAUCCUGAUGAACUAUGGCUGUACAAAAACCCAGUGACUGAAAGUUAUGUUCCUUCUAAAAUGCUUUGGCCAAUUGUGGUGUUUGCCCCUUUAAUUGUGAUAUUUGUGAUGUAUUUCUUCAGACGGGAAGUGACCGAUGUGACACAGGCUCUUCUCUCUCUCACUCUUGCUUUAGGGAUCAACGGAAUAAUUACAGACAUUAUUAAAUUAACUGUUGGCAGACCACGUCCAGAUUUUUUCUGGCGAUGUUUUCCGGAUGGGCAUGCCAAUCCCGCCAUGCACUGUACGGGAGAUCCAUCUGUAAUAACUGAAGGAAGGAAAAGCUUUCCCAGUGGCCACUCCUCAUUUUCCUUUGCCAGUUUAGGUUUCAUCAGCCUAUACAUGGCAGGGAAAUUGGGCGUGUUCAACGUGAAAGGACGUGGGCAAAGCCUUCGUCUUUUAGUCUCCCUUUUACCUCUGCUCAUAGCCUUGACCGUCGCUCUCAGUAGGACAUGUGACUAUCAUCACCACUGGCAAGAUGUUCUCUGCGGCUCCUUAUUGGGAUUGUUCACCGCUUACUUUUGCUAUCGACAACAUUAUCCUUCUCUCGAUUCACCUGACGCUGACGUUCCUCUAGUUGUGUCCAAUCCCGUAUUGGACACUUCCAACACUGCCAGCGUACUGCCAUUUAAAACAGUGUGAUGUUAGGCAAGACCAGCCAAAGUUUUUCUUUGCGUCUAUAUUUACACGUCUAUACAUCGCCAAUUUUUUGUUUUGUCAGUGUCAAAAAUCGUGCAAACAGACACAAAACACAAUAUUCCUAGUAAAAUAUAAUUUAAAAUUGGAAAACGAAA